AUGAUUACGAAUAGUUUAUGUCAACUUAAUGUUGCUUUUUUUCCUUAUGAUAUACAAACGUGUACACUUUUAUUUGGAUCAUGGGCUCAUUCAAAUGAUUCAAUAAAAUAUGCAUUAUACUCAAAAAAUUUAUCAUUAAUUGAUUUUUAUGAUAAUCAAGAAUGGGAAUUAGAUAAAGUUAAUUCACAGAUAUCAGCUGAUGGAUUUUUGUAUGAUUAUCUUGAUCCACCAUUAUUUUGGGAUAUGAUUAUAAUUGAUCUUGUUGUUUCAAGACAAUCAUUUUAUUAUGUUUUUAAUCUUGUUAUUCCAUCAACUAUUAUAACUUUUGUUGCUGUAAUAGGUUUUCAUACACCGUCAACAUCAGGACGUGUUAGGGAUGCCAAAUUUCGUUUAGGAAUUAUGACACUCAUGUCAAUGUCUGUUAUCUUACUUGCUAUAGUUGAAGAUAUGCCAAAAUUUAGUAUGAGUAGUACAAGAAAAGGAAGAGGAAGUUUUAGUGGUAUUCCAUUAAUUGGUCUAUAUUAUUUUAUUCUUUUGGCAAUUAUUGGUUUAAGUACAGUAACAACAAGUAUGUUUGUUUUUUUGGAAAGAGAUGUUAGAAGGAAACAUAUAAUACCAUGGUAUUUGAAUUGGUUAUCAUUUGACAUACCAGCAAGAAAUCAAAUGAAUCAUGGUGUUGUAUAUAGUAAUGAAAUUAAUGGAACUAUUGCUUCUAAACAAGGUAAAGAUUCAUAUUAUACUAAUGGUGAAGGUACUGCUGUUAUAACAUCAUCAUCUGAAAGUAAUUUAAGUGUAGGAAAAAAUAAUAGAAUGAAAGAUUGUGCUUUGUCAAUGGUUAAAUUAGUCUCAAAUAAGAAUGAUAAUCUUUAUCAGGAUACAUCAACAACUUAUUAUAAUGAUAAUAAUAUGAUAACCUCAACAACAAGUGACUCAACAAAAGAUGUUAAUGGACGUUAUAAUAUAUUAAAAGGAAAAAUGAUUGUUAAUCCAAUGAAUAAUGUUUCAAAUUUUCAAGUAGAUAUUUUUCAACAAAAUUUAUCAAAUAUUCUCUCAUCAAUGUUAACAAUUUUAUCAUCUGUUUCUGAGACAUGUUUAAAUAUUAGAAAAGAAAUGUCAAAUAUGAUUCCACAAGAUGAUUAUAGUGGUAAAUGGCAAGUUGUGAUAAGAAGACUUGAAUUAAUAUCAUUGAUGUUUUAUAUUACAUUACUUUUUUCAACAAUGUUUCUUUUCUUCUACCAUGACUGGUAUUGUGCUGUGGGCCAUAAUCCAUGUGGUCAACAAAAUUUAAAAUGUCCCUGGAUGCAUGUUACUCCUAAUGAUCCAAGUUGUUUACCAUGA
Molecule: messenger RNA, 1338 nt
Organism: Strongyloides ratti
Lineage: Eukaryota; Metazoa; Nematoda; Chromadorea; Rhabditida; Strongyloididae
Product: Neurotransmitter-gated ion-channel transmembrane domain and Neurotransmitter-gated ion-channel ligand-binding domain and Nicotinic acetylcholine-gated receptor, transmembrane domain-containing protein
Exons: 3
Coding region: 1-1338 (445 amino acids)
Biological process (GO): monoatomic ion transmembrane transport; nervous system process; chemical synaptic transmission
Cellular component (GO): synapse; neuron projection; membrane
Molecular function (GO): neurotransmitter receptor activity; extracellular ligand-gated monoatomic ion channel activity; transmembrane signaling receptor activity
Source: RefSeq, a predicted model, not a curated record